AUGACGAACGCGGGGCUGAGCUCGACCAAGGGCACGAACCUGGUCGACGAUAGGGAUAAGACCUAUAACGAUAUCGCGGCUAGGGUCCUGGUCUCGCACAUCUGCACGACCGAGUUCGCUGAUACGGUCACCUCCAAGCAGGUGUACAAUAACCUGCGUGAGUACUGGGUUAAUUACAAGAACCUGGACGCUACCAUGUUCGAGGUCAUGACCACUAUCGUGUCUGAGUAUAUGUCCAUGAACGGGGGCGAGACAAUGUCCGGCGACGAGAUCGAGGGUAUCAUCAGCUGCCUGGACGAGGGCACGACCGAGAGUAUCGACGAGUGCGUGGAGAUCUUCGGGGACGUGGUCAUGAACAGGACCUCGCUCGAGAACUUCUUCAACAACAUCCACCAGAGCAUCAGCAAGUAG
Messenger RNA from Fusarium verticillioides 7600, 411 nucleotides. RefSeq lists its product as hypothetical. The transcript has a single exon. NCBI's taxonomy places the organism in Eukaryota, Fungi, Ascomycota, Sordariomycetes, Hypocreales, Nectriaceae. The record is from RefSeq and is a predicted model, not a curated record. Bases 1 to 411 code for a protein of 136 amino acids.